UAAGCGUAGAUAGAGAGAGAAGCAAAAGCACAAGAUUGCUGACGCUACAAAGCUAAGCUCUACGGAGAAGCCUUAAACUUUUCUUUCUCUGAAAUAGGUGAGGAAAUAUCACCCAUUUUUGUGCUUUUCGAGGCCAAUUCGUUGGGCACUUUUCUCGUUUGAAUUUGCAGGUUUAAAAAAUGAGCACACUAGAUGCAACUAGAGCUGAGCUUGCUCUUCUAGUUUUGUAUUUGAAUAAGGCUGAAGCCAGAGACAAGAUAUGCAGGGCUAUACAGUAUGGUUCCAAAUUCUUAAGUAAUGGACAAUCUGGUACUGCCCAAAAUGUUGACAAGAACACCAGCUUAGCCCGGAAAGUUUUCCGUCUUUUUAAGUUUGUGAAUGACUUGCAUGGUCUUCUUAGCCCAGUUCCCCAAGGAACUCCCCUUCCUCUAGUUUUGCUGGGGAAGUCAAAAAAUGCAUUAUUGUCAACUUUCUUGUUCCUGGAUCAAAUUGUUUGGCUUGGCAGAUCAGGCAUCUACAAGAACAAAGAACGUGCUGAGUUGAUAGGCCGGAUAUCUCUUUAUUGUUGGAUGGGUUCCUCAGUUUGUACCACCUUGGUUGAGAUUGGGGAGCUGGGUAGGAUUUCUGCAUCUAUGAAAAAAUUAGAGAAGGAUCUUAAGGACAGUGAUAAGUAUAAAAACGAGCAGUACCGGGCUAAACUUCAAAAAUCAAAUGAUAGGUCCCUUGCCCUUGUCAAAGCAGCUAUGGACAUUGUGGUGGCUGUUGGACUGCUUCAAUUGGCACCCAAAAAAGUUACUCCUCGUGUAACUGGAGCCUUUGGAUUUGUUACCUCUCUUAUCUCUUGUUACCAGUUACUUCCAGCUCCAGCAAAAGCCAAGGCACACUGAAACAGCAGCCUGUUCUUCUCAACAAAGCUUGGAUGUCAUUUAAAUAAUUGUUCCUACUUGUUAGAUAAAUGAAAUGUUUGGUGUAAGCUUUUGAGCAAUUUGACACCUUGUAGGGUGACAUUAAAUUCUACAUUUAGCAACUUUGUUGUCACACCUAUACAUUGUCUUCUUAUAGUGGUAAUAAUAAAUGUUGUUUUCUCAUU
Pistacia vera is the source of this 1090-nucleotide messenger RNA. RefSeq names its product peroxisomal membrane protein 11D. The record is from RefSeq and is a predicted model, not a curated record. The transcript is spliced from 8 exons. Gene Ontology annotation, cellular component: peroxisomal membrane. The coding region runs from base 180 to 887 and encodes 235 amino acids. Gene Ontology annotation, biological process: peroxisome fission; regulation of peroxisome size. Lineage: Eukaryota; Viridiplantae; Streptophyta; Magnoliopsida; Sapindales; Anacardiaceae.